Messenger RNA from Phytophthora nicotianae INRA-310, 288 nucleotides. RefSeq lists its product as hypothetical. The record is from RefSeq and is a predicted model, not a curated record. Lineage: Eukaryota; Oomycota; Peronosporomycetes; Peronosporales; Peronosporaceae. The transcript has a single exon. The coding region runs from base 1 to 288 and encodes 95 amino acids.
AUGUACGUGGAUCGAUCAAGUAACGUUGCCCUGCUCAAGACAAUCGACAUUUCGUCAGCUCCUGGUCGUGAAAUUUGGGGCGAUGUUGGAGGCCAAGCGCUGCCAGAAGUCACAAUUGCAGCUUUCAAGCAGGUGGACGAGCUCAGUCAGACAGAAUUGGGCACUCAUCUCUUCAGACUGGGAGAAGACAACGCUAUGCAUGGAGUCUUUAGUGAGCUCCCAUGGAUACUCGAGCUUACGGCAGAUUUGGGUAAGUUUGGGACCCAUUUCGACCAUACCAUCAUCUAG